GAGAAGAAGGCGUGGAGGCGCGGAGAGCGGUGGGAAGGAAGCGCAGCGUGGUGGCAGCCAGGUGACCGCGAUGCCACCGCCUCUCCUGCUUCUCCUGCUGCUCCUCCAGCUGCCCGGUCCCGCGCAGGCCGGGGACGAGGUGCCGGUGGACUUGGUCACCGAGCGGCCGCUGCGCUCUGUGAGCCCCGCCUUCCUGUCCUUCACCAUCGACGCCAACCUGGCCACCGACCCGCGCUUUCUCGCCUUCUUGGGUUCCCCCAGGCUUCGAACUUUGGCCAGAGGUUUGGCUCCUGCAUACUUGAGAUUUGGUGGCACCAAGACAGACUUUCUAGUUUUUGACCCUAAGAAAGAACCAACCUUGGAAGAGAGGAGUUGCUGGCAAUCUCAAGUCAACCAAGAUUUUUGCAAAUCCAGUUUCCUCCCUUUCAACGUGGAGAAAAGGCUACGGUUGGACUGGCCUUCCCAGGAGAAGCUGCUCCUCAGAGAACAAUACCAGAAAAAGUUCAACACCACCACCUACUCAAGAAGCUCCGUGGAUAUGCUGUACUCUUUUGCAAACUGCUCGGGACUGAACUUGAUCUUUGGUUUGAAUGAGUUGCUGAGAACGGCAGAUUCACAGUGGGACAGUUCUAAUGCCCAGUUGCUCCUGGACUACUGCUCUUCCAAGGGCUAUAACAUUUCUUGGGAACUAGGCAAUGAACCUAACAGUUUCAGGAAGAAGGCUGGUAUUUUCAUUGAUGGAUUGCAGUUAGGAAAAGAUUUCAUUGAGUUGCAUAAACUUCUACAAAAUUCCUCUUUCAAAAAUUCGAAACUCUAUGGUCCUGAUGUUGGUCAGCCUCGAGGAAAGACGGUUAAGAUGCUGCAGAGCUUCCUGCAGACUGGUGGAGAGGUGGUAGAUGCAAUUACGUGGCACCACUACUAUGUAAAUGGACGGAUUGCUACCAAAGAAGAUUUUCUAAACCCAGACGUGCUGGACACUUUCAUGGUAUCAGUGCAAAAAAUUUUGCAGGUGGUGGAGGAGACCAGGCCUGGCAAGAAGGUCUGGUUGGGCGAGACAAGCUCUGCAUACGGAGGCGGGGCGCCCCUGCUGUCCAAUACCUUUGCAGCUGGCUUCAUGUGGCUGGAUAAACUGGGCCUGUCGGCCCAAAUGGGCCUAGACGUGGUGAUGAGACAGGUCCUCUUUGGCGCCGGAAACUACCACUUAGUGGAUCAAAACUUCACACCUUUACCUGAUUACUGGCUGUCCCUUCUGUUCAAGCAACUGGUGGGCACCACUGUGUUCAUGGCAAGUGUGAGAGGCUCUGACCACGAAAAGCUUCGUGUGUACCUUCAUUGCACCAACAGCAAUCAUCCAAGGUAUAAAGAAGGAGAUUUGACUCUGUAUGCCCUAAACCUCUACAACAUGACCAAGCGCUUGCAGUUACCCCAUCGCUUAUUUCAUAAAGAAGUGGAUAAGUACCUUCUAAAACCUUCAGGCCGGGAUGGAUUACUAUCCAAAUCCGUCCGACUCAAUGGUGAAACUCUGAGGAUGGUGGAUGACCAGACCCUCCCGGCUUUGACAGAAAAAUCUCUCCGCCCAGGAAGCUCACUGGGAUUGCCAGCUUUCUCAUAUGGGUUUUUUGUGAUAAGAAAUGCCAAAGUUACUGCUUGUUUAUGAACAUGAAACGCAUACGCCAGCCCUGGGGUCACACAUUUCAAAGGCAUUGAUGAGUAAACCAACACGAGCUACAGAAAGCAAACAGAUCCCAUACAGAUCCACUAGGGGGCGCUUUAAGGACAUGGAGGACACCCUCCAUGCUGGAUGUAGCACAGGAAUCUGAUCUAAGUAGAACAGUGCUGGUAAUAAUGGCGAAUAAUGCCAUGGGGCAGACAUGAUGCCUAGCAUUCAGCAUGCACUAUUUCUAAGGAUAUGGAAAAUGUAUACGAAUGCUCCCAGUGUGUCCAGGAGGCACACGUGGAGGAUCUAUUUUUCACUUUAAGAAAGUGCUUGUUUUAUUUUUAGGAGGUGUCAGAUUCUUUCCUUUUCUUGCCAUCUUUUUGGGCUCCCACGUCGAAACUUUAUAGCCGCAACCUUGAAAUUGGUUGUAAAGAAGAAGCCUUCUCUCUGCAGUUUAUCAGGAACAAGAUCCAGCCAGUGCACCUCUUCUCUCUGUCACGUUUGUGUUCAUCAGCAGUGGUUCGUGAGAGGGCAGCAGGUUACAUAUGAGAGUGUCACAAACUGGUGAAUACAAUUUGGAGGGAGGUGAUGAUGUAAACUUCAAAUAAAGCCUUUGAAUGACUGUAAAUGAGAUUGAUUUCCCAAGAGAUGUUCUCUUAGAGAACAUCCGAUGCAUCAUAGCCAUCUGUUAGUGUUUAAUUUUUCUCUACUGUUCUCAUUUCAAUUGGGAAGUGUUGGGCUCUAAGUAAUAGA
This is a messenger RNA of Fukomys damarensis (Damara mole-rat), 2410 nucleotides long. RefSeq names its product heparanase (gene Hpse). The transcript is spliced from 12 exons. The coding region runs from base 71 to 1657 and encodes 528 amino acids. Gene Ontology annotation, cellular component: membrane; extracellular matrix. NCBI's taxonomy places the organism in Eukaryota, Metazoa, Chordata, Mammalia, Rodentia, Bathyergidae. The record is from RefSeq and is a predicted model, not a curated record. Gene Ontology annotation, molecular function: hydrolase activity, acting on glycosyl bonds.